Messenger RNA from Scatophagus argus, 4473 nucleotides. It is a transcript of the gene ube3c, whose product is annotated as ubiquitin protein ligase E3C. The record is from RefSeq and is a predicted model, not a curated record. NCBI's taxonomy places the organism in Eukaryota, Metazoa, Chordata, Actinopteri, Scatophagidae. Gene Ontology annotation, biological process: protein polyubiquitination; ubiquitin-dependent protein catabolic process. The transcript has 24 exons. The coding region runs from base 206 to 3454 and encodes 1082 amino acids. Gene Ontology annotation, molecular function: ubiquitin protein ligase activity.
CUGAUAUCGCAGGAACCGGAUACAGUUGAGUUGACUGUUCCUUGUGUUGUGUUGAUUUCUAGAGCGAGAGAAGGAAAAGAAGAUUUGACGUUUGGAUUAACUUAACUGCCUUCCCAGUGUUGUUGUGUCACUUUCACUCCUUAAUUCAAAAGUCAAAGAAAUUAGUGGCAAUCUCUGUCAAUCAGUCAAUGGGAAAAAUCUGACAAUGUUUAGCUUUGAGGGAGAUUUCAAGACAAGACCCAGGGUAUCACUUGGAGGAGCGAGUAAAAAGGAGGAGAAAGCAUCUCUGCUGCACCGCACUCAAGAAGAAAGAAGAAAAAGAGAGGAUGAAAGAAAACGACUGAAAAACGCUAUUAUCAUUCAGUCCUACAUACGUGGCUACCAGGACUUGCAACGACAGUAUGCCAUCCAGAGGGCCAGUUUUGACGAGUGUGUCAGCCGGAUGCUAGCAGGGGGAGCUCAGCAUGUCUUGGAUGGUCCUGGUCUCUGUCUCUUAUCAAGACAACUCAUAUUCUUCUACAGACAGAGUGUGGAUGAACAUAGAUUGAUUUGGUUGUGCCAGAACCUGGUGAAACUCAACAGUCAAUUUGUGAAGCUGUUGGUGGGCCCACAGAAACAGACAUGUAUGUUUCAGAUUAAGAGGAUCUUGGGCUUCUGUUGCAGACUCCUACAGAACUGCAAGGAUGACAGUUUAAAUGUGGCAGUUCCCAUGCGGAUGCUAGAAAUCUUUUCCUCAGAGAAAACCUAUCUUCCCGUAAUUCCAGAUGCUAAUUAUGUAGCUUCUUUACUCGAGCAGAUUUUGCACUAUAUGGUACAAAAAGGAUACUACAGGUCGCUGUACAUUCUUGUGAAUCACAGACUCCCUUCCAGUCUGGAGUACAGUGAUGCUCCUUGUGUCCCCUUAGCAAGCACACUGUUGGAGCACAUCCUCAAACCUCUGCACUUUACCUACUCCUCCUGCACAACAGGCGCAAGGCAGUUUGUAUUUGCAGCCUUUACUGAGGAGUUUAUCUCUGCACCGUUCACUGAGCAGAUCUUUCACUUCUUUAUCCCGGCACUGUCCGAUAUUCGUCUUUCAUUUCCAUUUGAGGCCUUCCUGAGCUCCCUGCAGGCCACCAUCGACUCCUCCUCGGCACCGCAGAGUCAGGCACCGUGGGUGUUAUACUUUGUUCUCUCUGCAGGGGAGAACAGCUUAGGCUCAUUGUCAGAGGAGGGUCUUCUGUUGUACCUUCGGGCUCUGCAGACUCUGCUGCCCCUGCUGCCAGUUUCGGAGAGCAGCAGCAGGCCUGAAGUUAGCAGCGACUCCGAGGAUGAUGAUGAUGACACUGGGAUCCAUCAACCUCCCAUGCAGGAUGACAGCAGAAUCUCCGUGCAGCUGAUCACAGAGGAGUGUGUCCGCAAGCUGGACACUAAGCAGCAGACUAAUACACUGCUGAACCUGGUGUGGAGGGAUUCAGCCAGCGAGGAGGUUUUCACCAUGAUGGCAUCCAUCUGUCACACGCUCAUGGUCCAGCAUCGCCUCAUGGUGCCGAAAGUCAGACUCCUGUACAGUUUAGCUUUCAAUGCACGUUUCCUGAGGCAUCUCUGGUACCUGAUAACUUCCAUGACUACAAAAAUGAUCACUGGCUCCAUGGUGCCGCUGCUACAGCUGAUCUCACGAGGGUGUCCCAUGUCGUUGGAGGACUCCAACCGCAUUAUUCCCCUCUUCUAUCUCUUCAGCUCUCUCUUUAGCCACUCGCUUAUCUCUGUGCAUGACAGCGAGUUUUUUGGUCAUGAAAUGGAAGGUCAAACACAGUCCUCCAUGAUGCCCUUCACGCUGUCUGAGCUGGUGACUCUGUCACGCUGUCUGAGGGACGCAUGCCUGGGAAUCAUCAAGCUGGCCUACCCCGAAACCAAAACGGAGCACCGCGAGGAGUACAUGGCUGCCUUCCGCAGUGUGGGUGUCAAGACGAACGCUGAGGUCCAGCAGCGCAUCCAGGCUGAGCAGAAGCGCUGGGUGCAGCUCUUCAAGGUCAUCACUAACCUGGUGAAGAUGGUGAAAGCUCGCGACAUUAGACGACCCUUCUGUCCAGCAGGUCACUGGCUCUCUGUGGAGGUCAACAUCCGAGCAGAUAAGGUCACCCAGUUGUAUGUCCCAUCAGCAAGACAUGUGUGGCGAACACGAAGGAUGGGCCGCAUUGGGCCACUCCAGUCCACGCUUGAUGUUGGUUUGGAGCCUCCACAGCUGUCUGUGUCUGAGGAGAGACAUCUGGCCAUCCUCACAGAGCUCCCUUUUGUGGUUCCCUUCGAGGAGCGAGUGAAGAUCUUCCAGAGGUUAAUCUAUGCUGACAAACGGGACGUGCAGGGGGACGGGCCAUUCCCUGAUGGCAUCAAUGUCACCAUCAGACGCAACUACAUCUAUGAAGAUGCCUAUGAUAAACUCUCUCCAGAAAACGAACCGGACCUGAAGAAGCGGAUUCGAGUCCAUCUGCUGAAUGCUCAUGGUCUGGAUGAGGCGGGAAUUGACGGCGGCGGCAUCUUUCGUGAGUUCCUCAAUGAGCUCCUCAAGUCGGGCUUCAACCCCAACCAGGGCUUCUUCAAGACGACCAACGAGGGCCUGCUGUAUCCCAGCCCCGCUGCGGAGAUGCUGGUCGGAGACUCCUUCACGAGGCAUUACUACUUUCUAGGCAGGAUCCUCGGAAAGGCGCUGUAUGAGAACAUGCUGGUGGAGUUGCCUUUUGCCAGCUUCUUCCUGUCCAAACUUUUGGGAACCAGUGCAGACGUGGACAUCCACCACCUGGCAUCGCUGGACCCAGAGAUGUACCGCAACCUUCUCUUCCUCAAGAGCUAUGAGGGUGACGUGGAGGAGCUGGGCCUCAACUUCACAGUGGUCAACAAUGAUCUGGGAGAGGCUCAGGUGGUUGAGCUGAAGCCUGGAGGCAAAGACAUUCCUGUGACUACGGCAAACCGGAUAGCCUACAUCCAUUUGGUGGCUGACUACAGACUGAACAAGCAGAUCAGGCCUCACUGCCUGGCCUUCAGACAGGGCCUGGCCAAUGUGGUCAACCUGGAGUGGCUGCGCAUGUUUGACCAGCAGGAGAUCCAGGUGCUGAUAUCGGGGGCUCAUGUGCCAAUUUGUCUUGAGGACUUGAAAAAGUUCACAAACUACUCAGGCGGGUACUCGGCCACUCACCCAGUCAUUCAGAUCUUCUGGGAGGUGGUGGAAGGCUUCACAGACGAGGAGAAGCGCAAGCUGCUGAAGUUCGUCACCAGCUGUUCCAGACCUCCACUGCUGGGCUUCAAGGAGCUUUACCCCGUCUUCUGCAUCCACAACGGCGGCACCGAUCUGGAGCGCCUGCCCACCGCCAGCACCUGUAUGAACCUCCUCAAGCUGCCGGAGUUCUGCGACCAGCACCUGAUGAGGAACAAGCUGUUGUACGCCAUUGAGUCCUCUGCCGGGUUCGAGCUGAGCUGAGGAGGGCGAAGGCUUCUCUAGCCCUGCAUCUGUGGACUCGGAUUGCUUGUGUGAAAAAGAUUUGAGAAUAAGAGAGGAGGGAAAGCCAACGAUGCACUGACCUGUCUGAUUUACUCUGUGUGUGUGUGUGUGUGUGUGUCCGCGUGCGUAUGUGUGUGUCAAGUCGACGGUUAAGAAACGAUCGCCUGGACAAAGGGGUGGAAAAUAAAACUGGGUAGAUUUUUGUUGUUGUUUUUUUUUAAAUCCCUGUUGCUUUUAAGUAAUUUAAUUGCUGCAUCAUUUAUCAGAACACUUCAGAAGAGAAAAGAGAUGUGUUCAAUUUUGCAGGAAAUAUCAUGCAAGAAUAAAAAGAACAAGAGUUGCAGCUGCCCUCUUGUGUAAUCCAACAUCAACAAACAGUUGUUUUUCACCAAAGAUUAUGUGGCAUCAUAUUAAAAGAAAACAAAGGCAAUAUAACAGACAGACAGGGACAGGCCGUAGGACUCAGAAGCCGCCUUGUGGUGUGCCAAGGGCUGCAGGGGGGGGGAGCUUUUCUGUAUAGCCAUUAGAAUUCUCUAUAGCCAGUAUUUUCAUGUGAAGGUCAUCGAAACUUUUGUGAUUUCACCAACGAUCAUUAUUGCUAGUUUUAACACGUCAUGUUUGAUAACCAUACCGCAAACGUGCUCACGCAGACUGGAGUGCGUUAAAGGCUCACAUUGCUGGACUAGAUCUGAGGCAGAAGUGUUGUAUGAUUAUGGAUUUGUGAAUAUGUACAUGUUUACAUCUUCUCUUGUAUUAUUAUUGUUAUUAUUCAUUUAUUCAGUAUUUGUACAGGUUUGUUUUUCCUCUCCUUUGAGUGACAAACGGAGGCCUCACAUAUUCACACGUGCUCGCCAAGGUGAACAAGCUCUUCCCUGGUCAGCGCCCCGGAGUUUGCUCUCUGGGAGCAACAAUCGUGUCACAUUGAUAAAGCUUCAAAGCGUCAGUGUACCGGAAGGCAGUAUGGAAAUGAAUAAACCCACCGUUUUGCAUUUUCCUUC